AAUGGAUGAAUAUAUAAACUCAUAUAAAGUUCAAAAUUCUCCUUUAAAAGAAGUGAAUAAUACAAGAAGAGUUCCCUCAGAGAGAUAUGGGAGACUAAAACAAGCUGGAGAAGGGUUAAUAAACAACAGUAUGCAAUACCCCGCAUAUAAUAAACAUAAUACAAGUCAAGAAGACAAAUGGAGGACUGAUCAUUCCAGAUUAAAUUCAAGUUAUGAGUUUAUGGUACAAGUUCAGAAAUACAACAAACUUAAGAAUAAACUUUUGGUUACUAAACUCCAACAGCAACGAAAUAAGAGAAUGAAUGUGCUUAAUAAACAUCGGAAUAUAAAGAAUGUUCUUCAAUCUGUAUCAGCAAGAAAUUACCAACUCAAGUCAAAGACUGAGGAGAAUAAAACUAGGGGUUCUUUAAAGACAGGGAAAGGAGAGAAACCUUUGGACAGAACUAACGACGUAGUAAAUCCUCAAAAUGCUGUACCUUUUGUUCCAACUACCCAGCAUUAUCCAUAUUCUUUCUCUCAACCAAUGCCUGAAGUCCAUCAGAACAUGAUUGCACCUCAGGAUUCUAUGAAUAAUGAAAGAAUGAUAGAAGAAUUAAUGAAGAAAAUCAAUGAGCAAAGAAAUUAAAAAGCCUGAAGAUUCUCAACUUCUUAAAAGAAUCUCUUCUCUAGAGGAAGAAAAUAGGAAUUUAGAAAGAAGAUCGCACAAAGUACAAAGAGAGAUGAAAGCUUUAGAUCAGCAGAAACAAUCUCAGGCUGCUAACCCUUUUGGAGGAUACAAUCCUGCUCAAAUGGGGCAGAACCCAUAUAAUAUGCAUCCUUAUGGACCUGGAUACCCAAUGUCAAUGCCUAAGCGGAAGAAGAGAAGGCCUUCUACCUCCUCCUCUAGCUCAGACUCUACCAACAGUAUUGAGGAGAAGGAAGAAAAUCUAUUGAAGAAAAAAUACUACCUUCGCCGUUUAGAAGCUAAACUAAAAGCGAGGAAAGAAGACAAAGAAAUAGAAGAAAGAAUGAGGAAGGAAGAUCUUAGAAAAAGAGAAUCAAUGGAUAGAAUAGAAGAAAUGAAGAAAAAAACAGAACAAGAUCAAAAUAGUCUUAAGAACCUAGCUCAAGCUGUUAUAAAUGCCCCUGGAAAGCAAGAAGAAAAGUCAGAAGAACCAGAAGCUAAAAAUCUAUAAUCC
This is a messenger RNA of Moneuplotes crassus, 1178 nucleotides long. The record is from the annotation of a GenBank genome assembly. Lineage: Eukaryota; Ciliophora; Spirotrichea; Euplotida; Euplotidae.